This is a messenger RNA of Bemisia tabaci, 1258 nucleotides long. NCBI's taxonomy places the organism in Eukaryota, Metazoa, Arthropoda, Insecta, Hemiptera, Aleyrodidae. The record is from RefSeq and is a predicted model, not a curated record.
ACUUCACGAUGACGCUCUACCACCCGACGUCCACCUGUGCGAUGGGCAGGGUGGUCGAUCAUCGACUCAGAGUCAUCGGGGUCGAAGGGUUGAGGGUCGUCGAUGCGAGUGUCAUGCCGACCGUCGUCAGCGGGAACACCAACGCACCGACUAUUAUGAUCGCGGAGAAGGGGGCUGAUCUGAUCAAAGAAGACUGGGGCUAUUGAGCCUCUGAGGGCAGAAACGUUUAAGCGUUAUCAAAUAUGUUGAAAUCGUAGCUCUAUUAGGAAUUUUGAGGAACGUAUGAUUUCCGGUGAAAAAGCUUUGACAUUCAGGCGCUCUAUACUCAGUGGGACCUACACUGAAAAAAAUGGUAUGCCGUUUUAGCACCUAGGAUGUCAAAAAUAUGUCUGGUGAUCGUAAGAAGCUACCUUGAUUCCCCACGCAGUUGAAUUUGCAUUCAUAGGAUGUAAAAUUAACUGCCAGCUAGGUUAGUAAAGGCAGCAUCUUGGGAUCACCAGACACAUGUUUGACAUCCUAGGCGCUAAAACAGCAUAGAAUUAUUCCGGUGUAGAGUAUACAUACUUUCGCAAGUUGAUUACAUUCAGUUUCAUGCAUUGAAAUGUACGUACAAUAAUGGGUAUCUACCAAAGCAGGUCGCCUCCAUCAAUCUGGAUGAUAAAAUUGCCCAGUCCACGGACUGAGCUAGUUUUUUGCCCCGCCCGAGGACUUGCAAUCCCCGUCUCCUAGUCUACCAACUGAGUAGCUAGAUGGCGGACUGACCAGUCUAAAGUUUGAAAAUUACGACAAUUUGUCGAUUUUUAUUUUAGUUGCAAUUCAUGCGCUAACCAACUAAUGUCCUCCACUGACCGAUUUCUGACGAAAAUUUUGCAAUAUGUUUGAUUUAAAAAAAAAUAAAUAAAAAAAAAACAAUACAAAUCAUACAAAUGUACAGGUUACGUACAUCAAGAUUACAACUAGCCAUUUCAAUAUCUUUUUGGAGUUUGAGCACAAUUUUUUGCGAGUUUACGAACCUGCUAAAUAGAAAUUCGUUUCAUCGAGGGAGGGAUGAAUGCAACUAGCAGACAAAGGAUGUAAAAAUGAUGAAAAAGGAUGGGUGAAAAAGGAUGUAACCGCGAACUCACUUGCGCUAUGUUAAUUCAGUUGGGACGCGUUUCGGGGUCGAGAUGGCCCCAUCAUCAAGACAAAGGAUAGCUUACGGCGAAAAUAUUCAUCAAAGUUUGUUCAGAAAUUAUUUCAACAGUUGGAAAUCAGAAAA